Molecule: messenger RNA, 3564 nt
Organism: Acanthamoeba castellanii str. Neff
Lineage: Eukaryota; Discosea; Longamoebia; Acanthamoebidae
Product: gelsolin repeat-containing protein
Exons: 9
Molecular function (GO): actin filament binding
Source: RefSeq, a predicted model, not a curated record
GACCACAGCGAAGCCCGCAACAAGGCCUGCCAGCACCAGGCCAACGUGCACAAUGGAAAAACAGGCCACUGCUUCGCCCGUGAAGCCCACCACCACCCGGCCCACUACGGCCACAGCAGUAAAACCGGCAUCCGUGAAGCCUGCAACUUCGACCGCGGCGAGGCCCACAACAACCAGGCCCACUGCUGGUGCCGCUGGCGCGACGACCACACGCCCAGCGCCGCGACCCACUGCCUCGACGGCUGCCGCUGGUGUGAGACCCGUCCCUGCCGUGCGGACGGUUCCCUCUCGCGCGGCCACUGCCACCGCCACCGCCACGAAGCCCACGUCGAGGCCGGCAGCCGGCACUACUGGUACCAAGCCUGCAUCGACUACGGCUCGGCCCGCAUCGUCGACUACCAGGCCCGGCACGGCCACCGCCACGAAGCCCACGUCGAGGCCGACAGCCGGCACGACCAAGCCCGCCAUCGCGGUGAAGCCGGCGCCCGGCUCGAGGGUUUCCUCGCCCGCCAAGCCCGGCGUCGCCGCCCCGCGCAGACCUUCGCCGUCGUCGGCCACGUCCUCCCCGCCAAGCCGGCCGGCGCGGCGUCCAAGCCCAGCACGAGCGUGUUCCUGUUGCGCGUGAAGGGUGCCGUCACCACCCACGUCUCCGAGAUGGAGGUCUCGUAUCGCUCCCUCAACAGCGGCGAUUCGUUCGUGCUCCUCGUUGGCGAUGGCUCGCGCAAGCUGGCGCGCGUGUUUGUUUGGCACGGCCUGCAGGCCAACCCCGUGGAGAAGGAGGCCGCCGAGGCUCUGGCUCAGCGUGUCGCCCACAGUUUCCAGGAUGUCAGCGUCCACGUUCUCCAUGAGGGCAAGGAGGAAUCCAAGAGCAAGUCGGCGGCCUUCUGGACUGCGCUGGGCGGAAAGGGCAAGCCCGCCACUGCGGCCUCGGCCGGUGCCGACGCCCAGGAGGAGACGAAGCCCAAGCCCACCCUCCACCAGUACUCCAUCCUCCAUCACCUCCACUACCAGGGGGUGAUCGCUGGCGUGUACGAGGAUGAGAAGGGCGGCGUGAAGCUCUUCACUCACGAGGGCGCCGCCAAGAGAAUCCCCGCCGUCCUGUUCAAGGACAGCGUGUGGCAGGACUCGGCGGUGGUAGCCCUGGACGCGUUCUACCACAUCUACGUGUGGGUCGGUUCCAAGGCUUCGGACAACCUCAAGCUAAUCGCCCCCAAGCUCGUCUCGGAGACUUUGGUGUCGUCGGUCAAGAACCGGCCCAAGACGUGCCGCAUCCGGCUGGUCAAGGCCGGAUCCGAGUCUCCCGCUUUCGUCGCGUUCGCCCCCGAGGACUUUGCCCAGCACAACGCCGAGGAAAAGUCGGAGGAGAAGAAGCAGAAGUCGGAGGAGGAGAACGGUUCCGAGGUCCGCACGGACGAUCACAAGGAGGAGACUGGCGCCGUCGUCGCUGUUGCCGCCACCCUUGAGGUGGUGGAGUCGAAGCCGGCAUCGGCGGAGGAGGGCGACGACCAGAAGGCCAAGGAAGAGGCUGUAGAGGAGGCCACCUCAUCGGUCAGCGACGCUGCAUCGGUCGACGAUGAGGCGAAGCAGCGUCAGGAGGACCAGGAGGACGAGACCGUCGCGGCGCCGGAGAACGGCGAGAAGGCGGCCGACCCCGUGCACGAGGAGAAGGCGCAGGAGGAGGACCAAGAGUCGCAGGAAUCCGAGCAACACGAUCACCACCACAACGAGGAGGAGGAAGCGGCUGACGAGGAGAAGUCAGCGGUCGAGUCUCACCAGCACGAAGCCAACGUCGACGGCCAGGAGAAGGCGGUGGAGGAGCCGACCGAGGAGGCCGACAAGGCCGAGGAGAGCGAAGCCGGGGCUCCCUCCGAGCUGGAGCAGGAGCAUCGCGAGGAGGAGUCAGUCGUGGUCGAACACGAGCCAAAGAAGAGCGAAGAAGAGGGCAAGGAGGAGGUGGUGGCUGCUGCCCACGAUGACCAUCAGGCCGAGGAGGAGAAGGUGGAGGAAGCGGAAGGCGAUGUGGCCGAGCACACCAGCGACGACGCCGACGCCGGUCACAAGGAAGAGGCACAGGAGGAAAUAGAGGCGGAGCCCAAGAAGAAGGAAGAAGAACUGGAGGAGGCCGCAGCGAUCGUGGAGGAGCUCAUCGAGGAAGCGAUCGAGGAGGUCGCCGAAGAGGGCGCGGUCCACUCCGCGCACGCCGAGGCAAGCCCCGCGGAGGAAGAGGAAGAGGAGGAGGCCCACGAGGAAAAGGCCGAGGCGGACAAGGUCGAGAAGCAGGAGGACGACGAUGAGCAGGAACAGGAGGAGGUUGCCGAGGCGGGGCACGCGAGCGAAGCCGGUGUCGGUCACGAGGAGGAGAAGGAGAAGGAGAAGGAGAUCGAAGAAGUGGUCGAGGAGGAGGUGAUCGAAGAGGGCAUCGUCCACUUUGCCCACGCCCACGCCGAGACGAGCCCCGCGGAAGAGGAGGCCAAGGAGGAGGAGGAGGAGGAGGAGACCACCGUGGCCGAGCCGUCCGAAGUGCAGGAGGAGCCCGAGACGGUCGAGGAGAAGGAAGCCGAGCACCACCACGACGGCGACGACGUGGAAGCGUCCAAGGAGGCGGAGGAGGAGGCGGUAGAAGCCGAGGAGGAGAAGGCCGAGAAGGAGGAGAAAGAAGAGAUCAAGGAAGAGGAAGAAGAGACCAAGGAAGAGCCCGAGGCGGCCCAGGUUGAGGAGCCCGAGCACGACGACGAUGGUGAGGAGAAGGAGGAAAAGGAGGAAGCCGAAGAGGAGGAGGAGAAGGCGGUCGAGAAGGAAGAGAAGGAGGAAGAAGAAGCGAUCAAAGAAAAGGUGCAGGAGGAGGAAGAGGAGGAGCUCGUGGCGCACGCCGAUUCCCACGAGAAGCACGGCGAGGAAGAGGAGGACGUCGAGGAGGAAAAGGCCGACAGCGAGGAUGUGGAAGAGGAGGUGGUGGCGGUCGAAGUGGUUGUGGCCGAGAAGAAGGCCGACGGCGACGAGGAGGAAAAGGAGGAGGGCGAGAUCUACGAGCCCGACGAGAAGGGCGACGAGGAGGAAAAGGCCGAGGAGCAUGCUUCGACCGAAGAGGUGGUGGUGGUGGUGGCGACCGAGAAGCAGGAAGAGGAGGAAGAGGGCGAGAUCUACGAGCCCGACGCUGAUGAAGAGGAAGUGGUGAUGGUGGUGGCGACCGAGAAGCAGGAGCAUGAAGAAGAGGAGGAAGAGGGCGAGAUCUACGAGCCUGACGCCGAAGAAGAGGCGGAGACGGUGGAAGAGGAGGUGGCGGCGGUCGAAGUGGUUGUGGCCGAGAAGAAGAACGAUGAAGGCGAGGAGGAGGAAGGCGAGAUCUACGAGCCCGACGAAGAUGAAGAGGGAGUGGUCGAGGAAGAGGAAGUGGUUGCGGUUCCGUCAGCCCAGGCGAACGAGGAAAAGGAGGAGGAAGGCGAGAUCUACGAGCCCGAUGAAGACGGAGAUGAAGAAGCGGUUGAGGAGGAAGAGGAGGAGGUGAUGGAGGUCGCCGACAGCCACCAAAUCUCGCCCGAGGAGGAAGAGGAGGGCAUGAUCUGA